Molecule: messenger RNA, 168 nt
Organism: Sphenostylis stenocarpa
Lineage: Eukaryota; Viridiplantae; Streptophyta; Magnoliopsida; Fabales; Fabaceae
Source: the annotation of a GenBank genome assembly
AUGGAACUUUUUGCUGAACCAUGUAUGGUAGUGAGAUAUGGAAACCUGAUUUUCAGUGAAAUCUGUUUAACUGAGAUUGCAGAUAAACCCCCAAAACCCAAGCAAGACGAUAACGCCCUGCGCCGACCAAGCACGUCGUCGUUUUUGUUGCCUCAAAAUGGUCUGUGA